AUGUCGUACCACGGUGGGCAGCACCCUCCGCCACCCAUGGCGCACCCUCCGCAUCACCAGAGCCACAACCAGCAGGCUCCCACAGGCUCGUCAAGACGUCUGUCUGCUCAGACCCCCAUGGCCCGCAACUCGACUGCCAUGAACUCCAUUGAGUCCAGCGUCACCCAUCUGCUGGUAGCAACCAAACAGCUGCUUGAGAGCCUCACGCAAUGGGCCCGCGGAGCAGCCUCUGAACAGGACGUGUCCGACAUCUACGUCAAUCUGGGCAACGAGUUCAACAUUGCCUGUCGAGCGUUUCUCAACGCCGGCUUGCCCGUCACUGACAUGGGCGAUGUGCCCCAGGCGCUGCGGACGGUGCUAGAAAAGGCGCUAAGCGAAGAAGCAUCGCAGGAAAACCUCGAUCUGUACCUGCCCAGCAUUCGGGAAAUCAUCAUCAACCUGCUUCAGGGUCUGAAGAAGAAACAGGCUGCACUUAGAGCAGCUCAAGGAGCACAGGCGCAACAGAUCCCACCUCAACAAUCACCCAAAAAUUUCCGACCACACCCGCCCCAGCAUCAAUACGGACCCUCCAGACAGGUCUCAGCACCCACCUCUCUGCCACAGCACAAGGAUGAUAGAGACCAUGUGCGACGGUCUCAAACUAUAGGCUCAGCACCUAAGCAGCCAGGAUUACCCAGUCCACCGGUGGCCCGACAACCGCCGCAGCCACCGCAUAUGGCCCCACCAGCUCACAUGCCUCCUGGCAUACCUGGAGCUAUGGCUCAAGCCAUGGCCCCUGCCAUUCCCCAGGGCUCUCCGACCAGACGCCCGGGAUCACGUGGAGACCCUCUGGCAGCUUUACAACGAGGAGAGGCGCUCGAAAGACGAGCAUCCAGACGAUUCUCGGCUUACCAAUACGCCAAACUUACCUCUGGAGCACCUGGAAAGGCCGUUCCAGACAUGCCCAUGUUGCCAUCGACUCCUCUUCCCGACGAGAGUGAUUUAGGCGAUGUGUCUACGGCUACAGAUGUUGGAGGACCUGGAAUGUCUUUGUUUCUUAGACUUGGAAAUGCUACCAAAAAGGUCAAGGCUGACUCGGAUGUCAACAUCAACGCUCUGAGACUCCUAUUCAUCUCCACAUUCAACUACUCUCCUGGAGCAGACGAUUUCCCCAACAUUUACAUUCGUGACAAAAAAUCUGGAGUGGAGUAUGAGCUGGAAGAGUCGCAUCUGAGCGAUAUCCACGACGGAACUAUGCUGGUGCUACAUGAAGAGGAAGAGAAGGAGAAGGAGAAGGAAAAAGAGAAGGAAAAAAGCGACGACAUCCAGGGCAUCUUGGAACAUGUCAAGGCCAUUACUUUUGCUCUGAACCAGCAGAGGGAAGAAAUUGGAGACUUGAAGCUUAUGGUGGAGAAGAAACCUCCCUCGGCAGCAGUCGGUGCCGGUACACAAGGUCCCUCUAUCGUUAAAGCAACGGAGCCCAUUGUCAAGACUCCCGUCAUUGCUCCUCCAGAAGUGUCACAGGCCAAACUGUCCACUAUUGCGCCUGCUCCUGUUCCCACUCCUAUUGCCGACAAAGAUCUUCUCAAGGCCAAGGCUGCCGAUAUGCAUGCAUUGAAGCACGAGCUGGCUGUUAUUCGACAGCUCAAGGACUCAUCCUUCACUCUCUGGAAGACUUCAAUGAAGGACAUUUCCGACACCAUUGGCAAGCUUCGAGACUACUCUUCUCUUCCCGCCGCUGGAGACAACUCUCGAGCCUUCAUGGAAAUGGCCAACAAGAAGGUCUCUACUGACUCAGAUGCUCUUCUCACUCGAGCAGACGAUCUCCAGGACGUUAUUGAGGCUCUUAGAAAGGAUGUCGCUCAGCGAGGCGUUCGGGCUGAGCCCGGUCAGCUUGAAGUUGUCACCAAAGAGAUGGAGACUUGUAACACCGAGCUCACCGCUCUGGAGACUUACAUCAACUCGCAAAAGUCCGUGUGGAAGAAGGUCUGGGAACGAGAACUGGAGACCAUCUGCGAAGAGCAGCAGUUCUUCAAACUUCAGGAGGAGCUCAUGGCCGAUCUGCGAGAGGAUUUGGCUUCUGCUGCAUCUACUCUGGCUCUUGUUGAACAGUGUUCCAACGAGCAGCUUAAAAGUGCCGCCAAGAACAGUCACAAGGCCGUACUUCUCCCUGUUCCUACUGAGUCCGUUCAGGAUCUCAAGGAGGGAGUUCUUUCGUCUGUCCUUGCUCUGAAACCCGACCAUGAGUCUCGAAUCGAGGCUAUUGAACGGUCUGAGCGGUUACGAAAGUUUGAACUUGAGUCUAGAGUCGACAAGUUUGAAAAGGAGCUGGGCGAGUUUGUGGGAGAGAACAAGCUCAAGCCCAGUGGAGGAGUUGCUGAGGCUGAGAAGCAGCGUCUUGAACGAGAACAGAGAGUGUGGAGAGAGCAGUUUGGCUACGGAGGAGAUGAGGAUGAUAUUGAUGACUUAGAUGGAGAGCUCCAGACUGCCAGUGAAGAGGAGACCGACGAGGAAGAGAGUGAAGCAGAGACCGACGAAGACGAGGAAGAGGAGGAGGGAAAUUAG
Messenger RNA from Yarrowia lipolytica CLIB122, 2544 nucleotides. RefSeq lists its product as uncharacterized. Lineage: Eukaryota; Fungi; Ascomycota; Dipodascomycetes; Dipodascales. Gene Ontology annotation, cellular component: cytoplasm; cell tip. Gene Ontology annotation, biological process: establishment of cell polarity. The record is from RefSeq and is a predicted model, not a curated record. Gene Ontology annotation, molecular function: cytoskeletal regulatory protein binding.